UCGUGAAUCGUGAUCUUCUGUUCUGUCAAGUCACAUGAAAACGAAAACAACUCGGCCUUAGCGCUUUGAAAAUGUCAGGUUGCUUCGAUAACUUUAAUUUUCCAGCCUGCGAGUGGUUUGAGGGCGGUGACAGGAAAAAUGCCUUUGCUUCCAUAAUAUCAGGAAUCCUGUUUUUCUCUGGAUGGUGGAUAAUCAUUGACGUAGCAGCAGCUUACCCUGACUCCGAAACGUUCAACCAUGCCUACCAUGUCUGUGGUGUCGUUGGAACGAUUUCUCUCUUUAUGAUCAACAUCGUCUCCAACGCCCAAGUUCGUGGUGAUGCAUACACGAAUGGCUGCAUGGGUCCCCGCGGAGCUCGAGUCUGGCUUUUCAUUGGUUUUGUGCUUGGAUUUGUCUCGGUGUUCGCUGCCUGCUGGAUCCUUUUCGCUGACUUUGUUCCUGAUAGCAAGAAGUCAACAUAUCCUGGCGUGGGACUGUUCUUGCAGAACAUUUUUAUUUUUGUGGCAUCGCUUCUUUUCAAAUUCGGCAGAUCUGAAGACAUGUGGGGAUAGGUGCGCUGUAUUAUCUUUUUUAAGAAUUUCUCUCUGUAGACUUAAGUAUGAAUCACUGAUAUAAUUUGUAAUGUUCUCAUGUCUGCUCUGUAUAAUUGUGGUCUCAUUCACUAAUAAAUCGCAUACUUUCGUUGCUAACUU
Messenger RNA from Cloeon dipterum, 692 nucleotides. RefSeq names its product transmembrane protein 50B. Gene Ontology annotation, biological process: protein targeting to vacuole; late endosome to vacuole transport via multivesicular body sorting pathway. The transcript is spliced from 4 exons. The record is from RefSeq and is a predicted model, not a curated record. The coding region runs from base 72 to 551 and encodes 159 amino acids. Lineage: Eukaryota; Metazoa; Arthropoda; Insecta; Ephemeroptera; Baetidae.